Molecule: messenger RNA, 1122 nt
Organism: Mollisia scopiformis
Lineage: Eukaryota; Fungi; Ascomycota; Leotiomycetes; Helotiales; Mollisiaceae
Product: Translin
Exons: 4
Coding region: 183-911 (242 amino acids)
Biological process (GO): RNA metabolic process
Cellular component (GO): cytoplasm; nucleus
Molecular function (GO): RNA binding; sequence-specific DNA binding; single-stranded DNA binding
Source: RefSeq, a predicted model, not a curated record
CAAAGUAAUGCACUGCUUUGCGGUAUUGUCUCCAAAUUCUCAAUCAUGAAUUGUUUGCCUGAAAUUUUGAUUUGUUUGAUUUGUGCGUACCUGAACCCUAAAUAACCUCAAAUUCGUAAACAAAACACCCCCGAACUUCCUCUUCAAUCCCCAAAUCUCCUUAGCUCUCCAGGCUCUCCAAGAUGGCCUCCAGCUCUGCCAUGGUCGAUCAGCGCAUCUUCGAGCAGUUACAGAUCAAGAUUGACGAAGAUGCUCAGGUACGAGACCAAAUUCGAGUUAUCACGCAAACACUGGAGAGACAAGGUCGCAAUGCUCAAUCUGUCCUGUCUAGAGCCCAUUCAACUCCAGCAGCAAAUCUCCAGCCAGUUCUCGAGGCCGCAGAAACUGCUAUCAAGGAGGAAAUUGAGAGUAUCACCAAGCUGGCUGCGACAACUGCAGGCUCUCCAUACUACAAGUAUAAUGGACUGUGGAGUCGCGAUGUUCAGAAUGUAGUCUUCUCAAUCCUCCUUUGUGGAUGGCUUGGAGGCAUGUCUCUACAAGGCACCCCAGAAGUUGGCAGACUCCUCACGAUUGAGGAAGUCGGUCAGAUCCUCAAUGUUCCUGUCAAUCUCAAAGACCAAGAUGCUUUCCAUAUCACCAUCGAAGAAUACCUACAAUCCCUCAUAACCCUCAUCGAAGAGCUCGCCCGUCUCGCAAUCAAUUCUGUCACUCUUGGUGAUUACCAGCGACCUCUACAAAUCAGCCAGUUCGUCAAGGAUUUACAUGCAGGUUUCCAAAUCUUGAACCUAAAGAAUGAUUCGUUGAGGCGCAGAAGUGAUAGUAUCAAGUACAACGUCAAGAAGAUUGAGGAUAUCGUCUAUGAUCUUUCUCUGAGAAAUCUGAUUACGAGACCUGGUGCUACGACUUCUUAAGGUUCGGGUUUGUGGCAUACUGGUGGGAUGGGCAGGUAUGAUUGAUGAUAAAAUGGCUUGGGAAUGCGUUGGAGUUACUGGUGGCAUACGGUAUGGCGUUUGAGUGGCAUAUCUUCGCUGAGUGUUCAUACAAGAAUACAGUUCUGUGGCAGAAUCACAAAUGCAAUGUCUGCAAACACUUCAAUUUCUUGAUGGCGGGGUUCUAGUUAGG